Molecule: messenger RNA, 3149 nt
Organism: Poeciliopsis prolifica (blackstripe livebearer)
Lineage: Eukaryota; Metazoa; Chordata; Actinopteri; Cyprinodontiformes; Poeciliidae
Gene: wdr21
Product: WD repeat domain 21
Exons: 13
Coding region: 526-2055 (509 amino acids)
Cellular component (GO): Cul4-RING E3 ubiquitin ligase complex
Molecular function (GO): protein binding
Source: RefSeq, a predicted model, not a curated record
UUGAUCAACGGAAAACACACAAAUAAGAACAAAUAACCAGAAAAAUGCAGAACGUUUAUUUUUAUAGCUUAUGCUAACAAAAGACAACGUCAGAUGUUUUAAUCUAGCAUUUUUUGAAGAAGAAGAUUAUAUUAGUGUUCUCGAUCUUUAAGAUAAAGCAAACUUUGAGCAUUAUAUUUCUCCGUUCUUUAGUAUACGUAUUCCCAUUUCCGAGGUACUUUAAAGACCUCACUACGUUUAGCUACUGAGCUCAAGAGAUUCAGCUUAGAUAAUUGACGUUAAUAUCAUCAUAUACACAUGCUUGGGCUUAUUUUCAAUCGAAUCUAUCAUUAAAGGUUUUAAAACCUUCGAAUCUGCGUUUUAUUUGCACGCUUUGAACUCCUGCGAAUGAAAUCAAACGGGUCUCGUUAGAGCCGAAGCUAACAUUGCUAAGCUAACGAGUAAACACACCGCAGUUCAUCACCCAGAAGUGAACCACGGGCUCCGCGGAAUGAUAAAUCUGCCUGUCGGAGUCAAGGAACAGAGAUGAAGAAGUGGAAAUGGCGACAGGAUCGUCGAAAGGGGUGGUACAGAGGAAAUCGACAGAGAUCGUCCAGCGACGAACAGUGGCAGGAGUAUAGUGAUGCUGGGCCGUCUCACAGAGCAUCUCAGAGGGAACAUGAUAACCAAUCUGCCUCAGCUACUCCAACCUCAGCCUCUUCCUGCUCUAAAUCCAACAGCGGAGUACCAGAGCUGCCCGGUUUCUACUUUGACCCUGAGAAGAACCGCUACUUCCGUCUGCUUCCUGGACACAAUAACUGCAACCCGCUGACCAGAGAACAGCUGCAAGAAAAGGAAAGGGAGAAGCAGAGACAUAAGAGACUGGCAGAAGAUGAGUGUGCAAAGGCCCCAAGGACUGGAUUGAACACAUCCUUGUUGCUGCACAAAAGGCAUCUUGGACUGUUACCUGAGAACUCCUAUUGCAGGCUUGUCCAUGAGGUAAAAGUCAGCGGAAUGAGGCGCCACAAGCUGCAGAUUCAGAGCACAGACAACAGCAACCCAAACACAGACAACUUCAGGAUCAUCGUGGGGGAUUCUGUGUGUGAGCGAGUGUUCACCGUCAACGACGUGUCUCACGGUGGCUGCAAGUACGGCAUUAUGAACUUCAGUAGUGGCAGCCGGGGCUCUUUGUCCGUGGAAAUGUGCGAUAAUCUGUACUUCACCAACCGCAAGGUGGUGAACUCCAUCUGCUGGGCCUCGGUUAACUACCCCGACUCUCAUGUUCUGUUGUGUCUGGUGGGAGCGGCUGACACCCCCGGCUGUGUUAGUUUACUCCCCGCGUCGCUCUUCAGCAACUCCAACCCAGAUCAACCAGGGAUGCUGUGCAGCUUCAAGAUAUCUACAGCUUGGUCCUGCGCUUGGUGCUUCAACCCACAGUUUGAUAAGACCUUCAGCACUGGCCUGACUCGUCGGGUCAUCGUCAAGGAUGCAGAGACGGGACGGACACAGACGUACGGCGUCGGCACCGACGUCUUGGCACAGCAUUUUGCUCUCAGGGUUCCGGUCCUGUUUAACGGCUGCCGAUCAGGGGAGAUUUUCAGCAUAGACCUCCGGCAGCGUGGCCGCAGGGAUCACAGCUGGAAGGCCAGUCGCUUCCACCACGAGUCAGCCAUCACCUCCGUACGAGUCCUGCAGGAUGAGAACUAUCUGCUGGCGGCAGACAUGUUGGGUCAGAUCAAGAUGUGGGAUGUGCGAGUCAGGAAGCCUGUGCUGGAGUACAAAGGGCAUCACAACGAGCAUGCCUACCUCCCCAUUCAUGUCAACGAACAUGAAGGCCUUUUGUUAGCAGUGGGCCAAGACUGCUACACAAGGCUGUGGAGCCUGAAGGAUGGUCACCUGUUGAGGACCAUCCCGUCGCCCCAUCCAGCGGCCAACGACAUGAUCCCAAGUGUCGUCUUCUCCUCGAAUUUGGGCGGCAGCAGGGGGCUCCCCGGACUGCUCAUGGCCGUCAAGCAUGACCUGUACUACUUCCCAUACAACACCGACUACCAGGACGGAGGAGAGCCAUCGCUUUAAUUCAGACGGUGCCAUAAAAAUGGUCCCUUUAAGUAAAUGUUCUAGACUUAGCUGAAAGUCGAACGCAACCAGAGAAUGUCCCGACUGUCGACCGCAGCUGGGUUUGGAUGAUGCACUUUACAAGUUUACCGUUAAAUAUCCAGUGUAAAUUUAGAGAAUUGGUGCUGUGGACGUUGGGAGGAAAUGGAGCCACGAGAGCUUAAACAUCGUUUACUUUUCUUACAACUUCUCUUGAAAAAAGGCUCCCAAUAAACUUUUUCAUAAUUUUGUUACAUUACAACCACAGACGUUCCUCAGUUUUUUGGGAUGACUGCCCAACGAAAAUAACGUAUACUUGAAAAAUUGAGGAAGGAUGUUUAGUUUUAAAAAAAAGUCUACCAGCGCAAAUCUGAAAAGUGUGGCAUGGAUUCCUAUUCAACCUCCAUUAAUAACUUAGAACAACCUUUUGUUGCAUUCAGACUGGAUGGGGAGCAUCAAUUUUAAAGUUUUUGCCACAAAUUAAUUGGAUUCAGUUUUGUACUUUGACUAGGUCGUCAUUGAGGUCAUGCUUUGAUAUAGACUGUUCUAUUGCUGCUCUCAUUGUGUUUUUAAGGUUGUUUUUCUUGCUGGAAAGUCAACCUCCUCCCUAACCAGAUUAAUCAGAGCUUGAUGCUGGUGCCACUGUGUGCUUUUGCUUUUAUUUUCCACACAGGGCAGAAUGUUCUAAUUUGGUUUCAUCUGACCAGAGUCAGUUGUAAGGCCUACUGUGUGGACUCCCCAACUAAUCAAUGUCUAAUAUCUAUGCAGCUCCUCCAGAUUUACCCCAUAGCUUCUUCCCAGAUUAAUAAUUUUACUUGGGUAACUAGGUUUGAAAAGCUGCUAUUUGUUUAUCCAUAUUUUAAAAUAACUUAGCAAACGAAAACAAUGGUGUGAAUAAGCAGAUUGCGCUGCAGCCUCGUCUGAAUUGUCUUUCUUUAAGAAGUUCUUCACUGUAACCCUGAGCAAGCAACAUGAUCUCAGUGGCAUUUAAAAUCUCAGGGGGAAACAUUGUUUUUGGAAACGUGUUUGUGCCAAAAUAAAGUGCUGCAUCAUUCAGCAAGUGCAUUUACAAAAGA